This is a messenger RNA of Pseudomassariella vexata, 1225 nucleotides long. Its product is annotated as oligomeric golgi complex component, COG2-domain-containing protein. Gene Ontology annotation, biological process: intra-Golgi vesicle-mediated transport; Golgi organization; protein transport. The record is from RefSeq and is a predicted model, not a curated record. Gene Ontology annotation, cellular component: membrane; COG complex. The coding region runs from base 211 to 1095 and encodes 294 amino acids. Lineage: Eukaryota; Fungi; Ascomycota; Sordariomycetes; Amphisphaeriales; Pseudomassariaceae. The transcript has a single exon.
AGAGCAUUGAACAUGAAGACCAACUGUUGACGUCGUGAGACAUGGUGUCAGCAAAUAAAAGUGACAAUUGAAACACUCUAAUUGCAGGCCCUGCAUUUUGAAAGCCGCUACCACUGUUCGUGUCAUAGUUAUCGCGGGCCGUCAUCUGUGCAAAGCUGGGGAUAGCAGCUGUCAUAUAACAUCUGGUAACAUCUGGCAUCAUCUCCCAGAAUGGCAGCAUUAACGUCCCUCUCACCAACUCGCCCUCUCAGCUCCCGCGCGUUUAACCUGCCCUCCUCUUCUUCAUCGUCAGACACUGAAGAUGAUGCGCCACUCCCCUUUCCCACUGCUCUGCCUCGCAGCGACUUCCUCGCUCCCGACUUCGACCCCGCCGCAUACCUCUCCGAGUUGCACAGCGGCGCACACCGACACCAGACACUCGAAGACUUGCGGUCCGACCUGCGCGAAAGAAGUGCAGCUAUUAGCGGCGAACUUCUGGAGCUAGUGAAUGCAAACUACACGUCCUUCCUGAGCCUGGGGAACGAAUUGAAGGGCGGCGAAGAACGGGUGGAGGAUGUCCGGGUGGGCCUGCUGGGUUUCCGAAGAGCGGUCGACGAGGUGCGGUCUAAAGUUGGGGACAGAGGUCGAGAGGUAGGGGGGUUGAACAAAGCGCUCACGGUGACGCGGGGGGAGAUCGAGAAAGGACGGCAAAUGCUCGAAUUAGGCGACAGGAUCGAGAGUCUUGAGGACCGGCUCGCACUGAACGGCGCGGAUCAGGAUUCGCUGUCUGAAGAGAGUGAAGAUGACGAAGCUGAUGAGUCGGAAGGGAAUUAUGGAAUGGUGGGCAGUAGCGCGGCGAAAUUAAAGUCCCUGGCUCACGAGUACGUGGCGAUAGAGCAUCUGGCCGACCGCAUUGGGCUGGACACAGUGUUGGUGAGGAAGAUGGGGGAGAGAAUGACAAGGUGCAGGGAUACGAUACUGCUUGAUCUUAACACGGCGAUUAGGGAGGCAAGGAAAGUCGGAGAUAAGGGGAAAGGGAAAGUUGUACGUUUAAUGGGGGUCUACGCUCUGUUAGACGCGCAGAGUGAAGCCGUCAAGGCUCUGAAGGCGAUUUGAGCAAUUGGCCGUGUGUGAACUGCUGUUGGUCCAGAGCCAGAACGGCAGCAGAACAGUACUUCAGGCAAGCGUGGCAAAAGAUACCCGGCACAAUACGAACAAAACGAAUAUGAUUUACAUGAUAUACACA